ACUCCUCCCUCGUCCUCUCUCCCUCUCCUCCCCUCCUCCUCCCCUCUCUGAUUCCCUUCGUUUCUCUCCCCCUCGACUUGCUCCAGGGGCCAGAGAUUCGAUCCCCCCCCUCCCGUCGACCCACCUGCGUCAUGCACAAGAUCUCCAACUUCACGGGCCAAGCCCGUCAUGGUUGGGAACGGAUGACUCCGACUUUUGGCAUGUCUCGCCCUCAUGCGGACAUGACUUCGCACUCCCUCCGUCGACCGCAUGGUGCACCGCCGAUGACUCCCCCGACCGGCAUCGAUCCGACCGUCAACCUCUCCUUCAACGUUCCCUUCUCCUCCACCCUUAGUGGGCCCGACGCCGACGACGUGCUCCAUGCGACUCCGGGUGCCCUCCACCGCUGGUCCUUCCCCGAGGGUACCCCCGAAGGCACCCCCGUUCACAGCCUGCCCGUCCACACCAGCAACGUCGAGACCCUGCGGAGACUCUGCCGUCAGAUCACCGAGGGUAGCAAUGGAAGGAUCGAGGCCUCCGUCAGUUCGUCGGAGCCCAAGACGGUCCCCUCCUUACAACGUCGCCCCCAGGGCUUGGUGACGAACGUUUGUAUCACGGGCGAUGGCGAGACGGUGCGCAAGAUGCGGGCCAAGAUCUUAAAUGAGACCCCGAUUCUUCUGCGAUGUGCCACCGUGGACGUGGACAUGCACCUCUUCAUGGACGGAUCGGCCCAGGGAGUUCGGGAUAAUGUGUUGGGGCAUCUGAACAAGUUGGCCGAGUACACCGGUACGGACAUCUUCCUGCUGAGCCCGAAACUCCGAGACACGGACAGUGCGGUGGUGUCAUCCUAUGGGUAUGCUUCGGACAACGGUCUGGAUCAUCGCUUUCGCGUGUCCAUUUAUGGCGACAUGGAGAGUGCGGAACAUGCCAAGGCUCGGGUCUUGAUCUUGAUCGAUCAGAUCCUCAAACGUGAGGUGGACGCGAUGAAGUUGGAGUUGACCAUGCACACUCUGGUGUGUGGCCGCACCCGCAAGAACAUCAAGCUCAUCGAGGCCGCCACUGGGACCGCCAUUUACUUCCCCCCACCCUUCCCGCGCAUUUUCGGUUACACUCCUCCGGGCGCCCACCGUCGCAGCGAGGACGAAGUCUACAUCACCGGGGAGACCAAGGAUCAGAUCGCUCGCGCCAAGCAGAAGCUGCGGGAGUUGGUGCUGGGAGUCAAGAUCUACGUCAAGGAUGUCAUUGUGAACUCGAACAAGAUCGACAAUGUGCUGCUGGAUCGCUUGGAUAAAGUGCGGAAGGUCAUGGAGAUGAACGGUUCUUACGUUCUGUUCCCCCAGUUGGGCAGCCAACGCGGCCUGGUCCGCGUCCAGGGCUCGGAGGUCUUGCAUGUGGAGCGUACAGUUCGGGAGAUCAUGGCUUUGGCUGGCCAGUUUUAUAGCGCGUCGUGGUGGAUCGUCAUGCCCGACCCCUCGCAAGGCGGUUUCCGCGCCCCCUCCGCUCCCGAUGUCCGCACCAUGCUGUCCGACAUCUGCAGCAACUCCGGCGCCGAAGUCAGCUUCGACAACCUGACCUUCACCAUCAACGGUUCGGACGAUGCCGUCAAGGCCGCGAUGAUGGUCAUCAACCAAAUUCCCUUCGUCCACCGAAGUCAGUACCAGAUGCGGGUGAAGAUCGAGUUGGCCAAUGAGCACAAGGAAUUCGUCAGUGGGAAGAAGAACGGCAAGAUCAACAAGAUCAUGGGUCAAAGCAACGUGCAAAUCAUCUUCGACGGCUUCAACGAGUACAACUUCUACAUCGACGUUUGCGGGAACCAAUACGAGUCGACGAAGAAUGGUCUGGAUCUCGUCGAACAGGAGAUGCCAGCUUCGAUCUCAUUCCAUGUGCCGGAUCAGUACCACAAACGGAUCAUCGGGAUCGGCGGUCAGCACAUCCAGCGCAUCAUGAAGAAAUACUCGGUCUUUGUGAAAUUCUCCAACGCCAUGGAUCGUGGCGGUAUGGGCAAAGAGGAUGACGAUAUCAAGGUCGACAAUGUCAUCUGCCGGACCCCGGCGCGUAAUGCGCAGAGUCUGGACCUGGUCAAGCAGGAGAUCAUGGACAUGGUGGAGAAGGUCGAUGCUGAGUACGUCUCCGAACGGGUCCUGAUCAAUCGACUGUACCACCGGGAGUUGCUGGCGCGCAUGACCGAGAUCGAUGAGCUCGAGAAGAAGUGGAACUGCAAGAUCGAGUUCCCGAGCACAGAGCUGGCCAGCGACGUCGUAACCAUCUCGGGUCCCGAAUACCAGGUGCCCCAGGCGGUUGAUGCCUUGCUGGGCAUGGUCCCCGAGAGUCACGAACUCCUCUUCCAGAGCUCCCCCGAACUACGCGAGUUCUUCCAGUCCGCCGACUUCCGCGACGACGUCUGUGGCAAGCUGAAGGACCAGUACGAGGUCGAGACCUCUGUCAACGUAAGUUCGGACACCGCUUCGCCCGUGUCGGACGGCGGGUCGCCGCCCUUCCCCCCGGAGGACCGCGUGCUCCUUGGAUAUACGCGCAACAACGCCGGUGGACUCAAGGACGCCAUCGACUUCUUGAUUUCUCGGCUGGUUGCCCACGGAUUGGAUGCCACUACCGUCAAGGGCGCCAUCCCGCGCCCCAAGUCGGACUCGUUCGAGGAGUCCCUCCCCUUCUUUGAUUCCAAGUUGCUGCAGCACGCGCCCGUUCCCCUUGUGACGGAUUCCCCCACCCGACCCAACUUCUCCGAUGAGACCAGUGAGCGUGGCUCGAUCUUUGAGAGACUGCGGAAGCCUGGUAGCAUUUCGUCGUUCUCCUCGUUCAUUGGCCGCAAGAACCACUCGGCCUCCCCCGGUUCGUUCUUCAAACAUGCCUCGAGCAAUGCCUCCAAGGCAUCCCUUGUUUCCAUGGAGUCGCGUGACAGCGGAUAUCGCAACCCGUGGAAUGAUUCCGGCGUGAAUCUUCCCGAGGACGACAUCCCGGUUAUUGGCAGCUCCCAUAGCCACAGCAGCAGCAAUGGCUGGCCCGCGCGCUUUGACACGAAAUUUCCAUUCGGUACCGCGCCGGGGGACAUGACCCCUAAGCAUGACCCUCGCGCGUCUUUUGACAGUGGUCGUCCUAGCACUUCCAAUUCUACUUCUGGAUACCCGGCCCCUAUCGGGCCACCGCGUUAAAGACAAUGUCAGUUUGCAGCAGUAUACCCCAAGAAAUUUUGUCUUUUUUUAUUUUCUUUUUAUUUUCAGUCAGCGAUUGAUUUGUUUCGGCUCUUAUCCUGUUUUAUCCAUUGUUUUGAUACCACAGUAAGCAUCCAAGAUACCAGAAAAAUUUGUUCUCAGCCGGAGGAACAAACAGACAGAGAUGGAGUCCCCAAUUUGAGUCGCGUCUCGGUUUGAUUUAUACCCUUCAGUUGUCUGGAUU
Messenger RNA from Aspergillus candidus, 3390 nucleotides. RefSeq names its product KH domain protein. The record is from RefSeq and is a predicted model, not a curated record. Gene Ontology annotation, molecular function: mRNA binding. Gene Ontology annotation, biological process: nuclear division. Gene Ontology annotation, cellular component: cytoplasm; nucleus. Lineage: Eukaryota; Fungi; Ascomycota; Eurotiomycetes; Eurotiales; Aspergillaceae. The coding region runs from base 132 to 3146 and encodes 1004 amino acids. The transcript has 5 exons.